AUGAGCCACCAUCCUGAAGAAGCUCCGGCUCCGGCCUACGACCACGGCGUAUCCCCUGCGAAUGAGGCUUUCUACGGCACCGACGAGAAGAAGGUUGAGGUUCCUCCGUAUGCGCAGGAUGCCUUCGGUGAUGAGGAGUUUGCAGAGGUUAAGUACAAGGUUUUGAAGUGGUGGCAAUGCGGUUUGCUCAUGGUCGCAGAGACCGUGUCUCUGGGUGUUCUUUCUUUGCCUGCCGCUGUUGCUGGUCUAGGCCUUGUCCCAGCCGUCAUCAUUCUCAUCGCGCUGGGCAUCUUCGCUACAUACACAGGAUACGUUAUUGGACAGUUCAAGAUGCGAUACCCUCAGGUCACGAAUAUGGCAGAUGCGGGUGAAGUCAUUGCAGGAAAAUGGGGUCGCGAAAUCUUGGGAGUUGCGCAGAUGCUGUUCUUCGUCUUCGUCAUGGCCAGCCAUCUGCUCACUUUUACUGUUGCGAUGAACACACUUACAAAUCACGGAACGUGCUCGAUUGUGUUUGGAAUUGUGGGCAUGGUUGUGUCAUUUAUCCUCUGCCUGCCCCGUACGCUUGAGAAGAUGUCAUGGCUUUCCCUAGUUUCUUUCAUUAGUAUCUUGACGGCCGUCAUUAUCUGCAUGAUCGGCGUCGGCGUUACCAAGCCAGGCACCAAGAUCGAGGCUGUUGUUGAUACCAACCUCUAUCAUGGUUUCACCGCGGUGACCAACAUCGUUUUUGCUUUCUGCGGACAUGCUGCCUUUUUCGGUCUCGCUGCUGAGUUGAAAGAUCCCCGCGACUUCCCUAAGGGACUGUGCCUGCUUCAAGGCAUUGAUAUCUGUUUGUACCUUGUUGCGGCCGUCGUGAUCUACCGCUACGGAGGAGCAGACGUCACCUCCCCUGCUCUUGGAUCUGCUGGCCCCAUUGUUGGCAAAGUUGCAUAUGGCAUUGCCCUUCCGACCAUUAUCAUCGCUGGUGUCAUUUACGGUCACGUUGCCUCAAAAUACAUCUACGUGCGCAUCUUCCGCGGUACAGACCGCAUGCACAAGCGCGACUUCGUCGCCGUCGGCUCCUGGGUUGCAAUUGCCCUCUGCCUCUGGAUCAUCGCCUGGAUCAUUGCUUCAGCCAUCCCCGUCUUCAGCAACCUCCUCAGUUUGAUUACCGCGCUCUUCGCAAGUUGGUUCACCUACGGCCUCUCCGGCAUCUUCUGGCUCUACAUGAACAAGGGCGUCUGGUUCUCCAAUUGGAAGAAGACCUCCCUCACCAUGGUGAACCUGCUCGCUGUCGCCACCGGUGCGGUCCUGUGCGGUAUGGGCCUCUGGGUUUCCGGCAAGGCACUACAUGAUAACCCUAGCAGUGCGAGCUUCUCAUGUGCGAAUAAUGCUUAG
Aspergillus calidoustus is the source of this 1374-nucleotide messenger RNA. The record is from the annotation of a GenBank genome assembly. NCBI's taxonomy places the organism in Eukaryota, Fungi, Ascomycota, Eurotiomycetes, Eurotiales, Aspergillaceae.